AUGAAUAAAAUUAUAAAAGUUGGUUUUGAAAAAAUUACUCAUACAAUUGAUUUUAAUAAACAAAAAAUUGUGAAUGAUAAAAAAUUAAGCGAAGUGAAUGUUGUUGAUGUAGAAGAAUUAAGAAAUCAAAAUCAACUUAUAAAAAUAAGAUGUAAAGUUUUUAAGCAGACGAAUGUUACAGAUCCUCCAUACAAAGUUGAGUUGGAAUUAAAUGCAGCCAGACACGUCAUGCAAAGAAGUUGUACGUGUGUGUCUCAAGCAUGUGGGAAAUGUAAGCAUAUUUAUGCACUAAUUGAUUUUAUUAAUAAAGACACUGGCGAAUCGAAGACUUCUGAAGAACAAAAUUGGGGUAAACCAUCAACUAGUCAGCUUGCAAAAGAAAUUUUUGCUAAACCAUUACUCAUCACUGAUGAUUUUAUUUUAAAAAAGAAUUAUGGACCUGUUUACGACGUUGACUUUUCAGAAUUAGGCGAAAUUAAUUGUUCGUUUCGUUAUGUUUUAAAAUAUGAGAAGGAUUUCUCAAUGAGAACAUCUGCCAGAAUGUUCGUGGAAGAUUUAUGUGAUGAUGCCGUGAAUGAUGUACAAAAAAGUGUCGCUGGAAAUGUGAUUGCUAACUUACUCCAAAAAUCAAAGCAAGUAAAACUUUAUUCACGCAAUAUAAUUUUUAAUGAUGUUAAACUUUAUGAUUAUUACAAUCUUUAUGUAAAGAUGUACAAUUACCAAAUAUUAAAUUUAUGUUUGAAUACCGUAAAGCAGAGUGAAUCACAAGAGUGGUUUUCUACGAGAAAAAAUCGAAUCAGUGCUUCCCAAAAGGCACACUUGAUUAAAACUAGCAAAAAAAAUGACAGUAGAACUUUGGCAGAUAAUUUAGUAAAUGGUUCUAAACCAACGACAAAAGCAAUGGAGUAUGGUAUAAAAAAUGAGAAAAAGGCUGUUGAAGCAUACAUGAAACAAUUUGAUGUCGAUGUAGUAUCAAUUGGCUUAUUUGUUAAGCCACUUCAAUCAUGGCUGUGUGCCAGUGUUGAUGGCAUAGUCAUUAAAAAUGGUGAAGUCAUGAAAGUUUUGGAGAUUAAGUGUCCUGCCACGUGUUCAUCAAAACCAAUAUUUGAUGAAAAAACGAAUAGCUUUAACGUAAAAUAUUUAGAAUUAAGAGAAAAUGAAGCUAGUCUUAAAAAAAGUCAUAUUUAUUACACUCAGUGUCAAGUCCAAAUGUAUGUUGUUGGUUUAAAUUUAUGUGAUUUAUUUAUUUGGUCACCGAAGGGGUAUUAUGUAGUAACUUUGAAAAGAGAUGAACAAUUUUUAGCUAGUCUUAUUCCAAAACUAAAACUUUUUUAUUUCCAUUACUAUUUAAAAGCCUUAGUCAAAAGUCAAAAAGAAAAUAUCGUUUAA
Cotesia congregata is the source of this 1389-nucleotide messenger RNA. NCBI's taxonomy places the organism in Eukaryota, Metazoa, Arthropoda, Insecta, Hymenoptera, Braconidae. The record is from the annotation of a GenBank genome assembly.